GGGUUUACGCUGCGUGAGACGUCCUGUGAGCCUGUGCUCCUGUGGGCGCGGCCUGCGAGGAACGGGGCUUGCUCUGGGCGGUGCCCGGAGGGCGGGGUUUACCCUGCGUGGGGCGUCCAGUAGGCGUGUGCUCCUGUGGGCGGGGCCUGCGGCCAGUGGGGUCCGGUGGGCGGGGUUUACUCUGAGCAGUCGUUCUGUGGGCGUGUCAUGUGGUGGGUGUGUCCUGUGGUGGGCGGGGCCCCAUAAAGCCGCGCCGCUGGGCUUUGCUCCAACCUCCGCAGAGCAUGGCCCGGGGGCCGCUGGCCGCCCGCGGACUCCGGCUGCUGCUGCCGCUCCUGCCGCUGCCGCAGGUGGCGCUGGGCUUCGCGGACGACAGCUGCGACCCCUCGGACCAGUGCCCGCCCCAGGCCCGCUGGAGCAGCCUGUGGCACGUGGGGCUCAUCCUGCUGGCGGUCCUCCUGCUUCUGCUGUGCGGGGUCACAGCCGGCUGUGUCCGGUUCUGCUGCCUCCGGAAGCAGGCACAGGCCCAGCCACAUCUGCCACCAGCACGGCAGCCCUGCGACCUGGCGGUCAUCCCUAUGGACAGCGACAGCCCUGUACACAGCACUGUGACCUCCUACAGCUCCGUGCAGUACCCACUGGGCAUGCGGUUGCCCCUGCCCUUUGGGGAACUGGACCCGGACUCCAUGGCUCCUCCUGCCUACAGCCUGUACGCCCCGGAGCCUCCACCCUCCUACGAUGAAGCUGUCAAGAUGGCCAAGCCAAGAGAGGAAGGGCCAUCACUCUCCCAGAAACCCAGUCCUCUCCUUGGGGCCUCAGGCCUAGAGACCACUCCAGUGCCCCAGGAGUCGGGCCCCAAUACUCAACUACCACCUUGUAGCCCUGGUGCCCCUUGAAGGAGGUAGGAGAACAGACCAGAGCUUGGAGAACUAGCGCCUGGAGCCAAGGGCCCCCAGCCCACCCCACCAUCCCACACAUUGCUGUGGCCCCAGCCUCGGUGCCAUGUUACACCGGCCCCAUGGCGUCACCCCCAGGCAGGCUGCUGCUGUCAGCCUCAGCCCCUGGCCCAGCCCCAGCAGGCCCUCAGCCUGGAAGAGGCCCCCUGGGCCUGAGCCUGGGGUGGGAGCUCAGGGCCAGCUGUGACGUCUGCAUCUUCUUGGAGAAAGAAUAAAGUUUGUAUUUAAGUGGU
Nomascus leucogenys (northern white-cheeked gibbon) is the source of this 1189-nucleotide messenger RNA. It is a transcript of the gene TMEM52, whose product is annotated as transmembrane protein 52. The record is from RefSeq and is a predicted model, not a curated record. NCBI's taxonomy places the organism in Eukaryota, Metazoa, Chordata, Mammalia, Primates, Hylobatidae.